Helianthus annuus (common sunflower) is the source of this 1779-nucleotide messenger RNA. RefSeq lists its product as uncharacterized. NCBI's taxonomy places the organism in Eukaryota, Viridiplantae, Streptophyta, Magnoliopsida, Asterales, Asteraceae. The coding region runs from base 1 to 1779 and encodes 592 amino acids. The transcript has 8 exons. The record is from RefSeq and is a predicted model, not a curated record.
AUGGAUACAGGUAACACAAUUUCAAGUAAGUAUGAAGUUGACCUUCAAGCAAUUCAACGUCAAAUGUGUGCUGAAGAAAGAGAAAAAAGGAAGUAUGUUCUUCAACAAAAGAGAAACAACAGAGGUUGUCAUCAUGUAUCAACAUCUGAUUCUAUUGAAAGGAUUCCAUUUUCAAAAGCUUCAAGUGUUUCAACCACCAAUGUUCAGAGAAGGAAUGUGUAUCAUCUUCCUGUUUAUGUUACUCCAAAUAUUAGUAGUAAUUUGUUUUACUCAUCUACACAAGUAAAAGAUAAGACAAUUUCAAGUAAGUAUGAAGUUGACCAUCAAGCAAUUCAACGUCAAAUGUGUGCUGAAGAAAGAGAAAAAAGGAAGUAUUUUCUUCAACAAAAGAGAAACAACAGAGGUUGUCAUCCUGCAUCAACAUCUGAUUCUGUUGAAAGGAUUCCAUUUUCAAAUACUUCAAGUGGUUCAAUCAACAAUGUUGAAAGAAGGGAUGUCCAUCACACUCCUUUUGGAAGUACCGAGCAAUUAUCCAAUUUUGUUGAGAGGACUCCGUUAUCAGAUAUUAUAAAUUGUGGAAUAUCUAAAAUUGAAUUACAAAUGAGUGAUGAGAUGUUACCAGAUUCUGUGGUUAAGAAGAUUCAUGGAAUUUCUAAAGAUUAUAUUGAUCAUGGAGAUGCCAUAUUUGUUUGUUAUAAAUGUGAUGCAAUGUUAUGGGAAGAUGAAAUGCUUAGGGGAAGUAAAAAACGUAACAAAACAUCCUAUUCUCUUUGUUGUUCAAAUGGAGAUGUUGAGCUACCACGACCGCCUACACCUCCUCCAUUACUAUGCCAUUUAUAUAAAAGUCGUACCUCACAGUCUCGUAAUUUCAUGGAUAAUAUUCGAGCAUAUAACAUGAUGUUUUCCUUCACAUCUCUUGGUGGGAAGGUUGACAAAAGUUAUCAGAGAGCUUUACAUUAUGAUUCACAAAACGAAGUUGUAAAUCGUCAAAAAGCAGUAAGUUCUCACAUAGAAUGCAAAACUACAAGAAACAACCAGCUUGAUAGUACAACCAUAGAGGGUCUUAAAGAUAUGUUGGAUUCUUACAAUCCUCUUGUCCAAUCCUUCAGAAUGGUAAGAGAUUGUUUUCAAGAAAAUGAGUUUCAAGAUGUAAGCUUGAAGCUUAUUGGAACAAGAGAUAAGGAUGAAAGAGUUCACAAUUUGCCAACAACAUCAGAAAUUGCUGCUUUAAUACAUGGUGAUUUUGAUGGAGCAUUUGAUAAACGGGACAUUGUUGUUAGAAAGAAGUUUGGUGGUCUUCAAAGAAUUAAUGAGCUUCAUCCCUCUUACCUUGCUUUGCAAUACCCACUUAUUUUCCCAUAUGCUACUGAAGAUGGUUAUAGAGUUGGUAUUAAACAUAGAGGGAUUGCGAUUGAUGAUGAGGUACUUAGAACCAAUCUUACAAUUAGAGAAUUCUUUUUUUACAAAAUUCAAGAUAGACAGAAUCAGUUUUCAUUGUUAGUUAAUGCGAAAAAACUAUUUCAGCAGUUUUUGGUUGAUGGAUACACGAUGAUAGUAUCUGCCAGGUUGAAUUAUAUAAGGACACAACAACCUAAACUUAGAGUGCAAAAUCUUAAGAAUUUGGAUGCUACUGUUGAAAGUAGAGAGAAUAAUGCCUCAAGUUGUGGUAAACCUAUACUUUUACCUUCAUCAUUUAUUGGUGGUUCUAGAUAUAUGAUGCAAAAGUACUUGGAUGCUAUGGCAAUUUGCAAGUCUGUUGGAUAUCCCGAUUAUUCAUAA